UCACUGCAAAGAGAGAUGGAUGAAAAUCAGAAGAGCUUUACUGAUCUGAUACGGUGCAUUGAGGAAGACCACAGGAAACUGACUGAGAGGAUCAGAGAACAAGAAAAGAGAGAAAUGGAGAUGGCUGAAGGAGUCAUGGAGCAACUGGAGAAGGAGAUUGAGGAGCUGAAGAGAAGAGAAGCUGAGUUGAAGGAGCUUUCAGAGACCAAGGACCAUCUCCACUUCCUGCAGACUUUCUCAUCUCGCUGUGUCCUUCCUGCUGAUGGAGACUCGCUGAGCUUCACUGUCACCGCUGAUUUCAUUGCUGAGGACCUGAGAAAGGAGCUGUCAGGUCUGACAAAGAGUGUGGAGAGGAUCAGCCGGUGGAUCAUCAUGACAAGGACUCCAUCGGCUCAUGAAGCUCCAGUUUUCACCCUCCAGCCUCCUGAACCUCAGAGCAGAGACGACUUUUUAAAAUACUUCUGUCCCCUCACACUGGACAUCAACACGGCACACAGACAACUCUAUCUGUCUGAAGGGAACAAGAAGGUGACAUGGGAGUGGACAAAAGCUGAAUAUCCUGAUCAUCCUGACAGAUUUGACUACUGGGAACAAGUUCUGUGCAGAGAGGCUCUGACUGGGACGCGCUGUUACUGGGAGGUGGAGGGCAGUGGAGACUUCAUCGAGAUUGGAGUCGCAUAUAAAGGACUGGGCAAGAAAGGAAUGGGGACUGGCCUUGGACACAGCAACAGUUCCUGGAGUUUGCGUUGUUUUAAUUCCCAGUACUCUUUGUGUCACAAUCAUCAGUGGACUGUAAUCAGCGCCCCCUACAGCCCCAGAAUAGGUGUGUAUCUGGACGGGCCUGCUGGCUCUCUGUCAUUUUAUAGCGUCUCACACACAAUGACCCUCCUGCACAGGUUCAACACCUCCUUCACUGAGCCCCCCUAUCCAGGGUUUUAUGUUGGUCCUGACUCCAGUGUAACAAUCAGCCAUCUGACACCAUAUGACCACUGACCAGUACCCUCCACCGGUCACUUGAUGUCCCCACAAGCGCAGGUCCUCUUCGCGUUUGUAGUUUAGGGUGAAGUUAAAUUCUCAGGAUGGGUGGAUUGGUGGGUCAGCACCUCUGUGAUUGAAUUUGUGGAUGAGAAUGCGGGGCGAGUGCGGCUGUCAGGGUCUCCAUUAUUAUUGGGUUUGAGUAGCCAAUCAGGUGUGUGUGUCAUAAUGAGGGGCGGAGACCCCUCAGACCUACAAAUACCAGUCUGACCAGCAGGGGUCACUGUUUGAUUCACAGCCACAUAUCCUUCAGGCUGACACCCCAAACAACUACUGUGGCCCCCAAGUUUCACUGAAUGUCACCUGUUAAGUAGGACAGGCAUGUGGUCCUGCUGGAUCAGCACAACUGAAAGGCGUUAUACAGACUCAGUAUGGAGAGCUCUUGAAUAGUGACUAUAUAUAGGAGCAGAGAGUGACAGAGGGGACUGGAGUGUUGUCCACUCACCAGACAUUUUGUGAUCCUCCAUUGGUCACUCAAAGGGUCCUUCACUUCAGAAUGAAUUCACUGUGAAUGUCUGAAGAUGAGGACUCACCGGUCAGUCAGAUGUCGGCCAUACUGACAGAGUUUGGUGUUUUAAUUGAUGUCACAUUAAACUUUAAACUGCACCUCCUCCUUGUCCCCAGAUUUGUCACUCUUGGUACCCUGAAAGCUCCAACAUCUUCAAAAAUGAAUUCUUGGUCAGUUGGCACACACUUGACAUGGGUGCACAUGUGUGGCUUUGCAGUGGACUGGCACCCCGUCCAGGGUUGGCCCACCUUGUCCACAAACCUGAAAUUGAAAAGCAAAUUAGAAAGACAACGAAUGGACAGAAGGGGGUCACUGAUUGGUCAGUCGCCACACUACUGCCUCUUGUGGCCACUCUAAAUAUUACACAGCAAUUUAUACAAAAAGGAAAUCUAAAAGAUAAAAGCAGAAAGCAUUCAGUGAAAUCCUGAGCAGUGAAACAUGAAAGGAGAGAAUGAGAAACAAUCAGAGAGUCAGACGAAUGGAGACUUUAACAGGAGGACUGAGGGGUGGGACUGAAGUGCAGUGGCGCCCUCUAGUGGACACCCGCCAUAUUACACACAUGGGAGAGGGGGAGAAAAGAAUACAGUGCAGUGUAAAAGAAAUAAGAAUAAAGUAAAAACAAAAGAAUAAAACACCUGACAUAAAUAACUUUAAAUAUUAUAUCUAAAACGAAUUAAGAUUUAAUUGAAUUAAGAGCAAAAUAAGGGAGACACGAUCACACAGUCACAUGACCUUCAGAGCUGACAGCUGAGCUGAUUCUUCUGUAGCCAAACUGCCCCCCCUAGUGGCCACUCUCAAUAUUAAAUGAAGGGCAAGGCUGAGGGGGAGGAAAGAUUUGGGUUUGAUCAAAUGAAUAUUUAGUGCGGAUUUCUUAAUAUUGUCAUUACCUUUAAGGACAGUGCAGCUUUGUUAGGUUAUGGAAGAUUCUCUAUGGGAAUAGAACAUUUAUUUGAAUUAAUCCUUUUAAUAAUCAUUAUGUAUUAACAAAAUACAAAUCUAAUAAUUCUUUACAUUUUGUAUAAUAAACUCCCAAUGGUGUUUGGUGAAUAAACAAUAAAUAUGACUGACAUUUGUCAAAUCUGCUCAUCUGUGACCUUCUGACUUGUCACCACCUCUGGUCACAUCUCCUGUGUUGUCUGAUCUGAAGAUAUAACACUCCGUAUUGAUGAGCCAUUUCUUAAUAGCGCUGGAAAAGUCCGAAUAUGACAAUGGGGUGAGUGACAAAUAAGAUGUUGAUUUGGAUUGAAUAUUUGAUUUGUAAGUCUAGGAGUGAAAUCGAUCAUUUAGACCUGAGCAGUGCUCUCCAUUCCACAUCUGAGUGUCUGCGCUCUGUCAUGUGUCCCGUGUGCCCCUGUGUGUCUGCUGUGCCCUCGAAUGCCAACUCCAGCCUGACCCCCCCACACACACACACACAACUGAGAUGUUCAGUUACUAAUAAAGAUGGACAUUAAAUGGUGAAUUUGACUCUCAUGGACAACACAAGAAGCUGAAGUGCAUUGAGGACUGAAGUCAGCUGUGAUGUUUCAUUUUGGGUUUCAUUUCUGCUUUAAAUGAGUUUGUGUUUUCCUUUA
Erpetoichthys calabaricus (reedfish) is the source of this 3114-nucleotide messenger RNA. RefSeq names its product tripartite motif-containing protein 16-like. The record is from RefSeq and is a predicted model, not a curated record. Bases 16 to 993 code for a protein of 325 amino acids. Lineage: Eukaryota; Metazoa; Chordata; Cladistia; Polypteriformes; Polypteridae. The transcript has 4 exons. Gene Ontology annotation, molecular function: protein binding.